AUGGAGGGACACAGCUCACCACCCGCUGCCGACGUGCCGGCACAAGCUGGAGAGGGUCCUGCUCCAGUUCAAGCCGACAUUCGUUCUCAUGCCGUUCAUCAUGACCAAGGAGCCGUCCCGGAACGAGAGUCAUCACCAGGUCGCCGUAUAACCCCACGCCCGACCUUUCUAGACAACCUUGCCAAUACUCGAGAUUCCCAGUUUAUGCUUGACAGACGGAACUCCAGCGAACUGGAUCGGUAUUUCCAUGGCCCCCGUGACUUGGACAAGCAUUCGAAAUGGCCCACCUUUCUCCGAAUGCAUGGCAGUGUGCUGCCCAAGAUGAUCCUUCCGUUAUGUUUUGUUGCGGCAUGGGCUACUCUGAUUACACUCAUCUCGAAAUUUGUACAUCCUCUGGGGAUCAACAACAUUCUGCUCACAGUUACGGGUUUCGUCGUUGGUUUGGCACUAUCUUUCCGGAGUUCCACGGCCUACGAAAGAUGGGCCGACGGACGCAAAUACUGGUCACUGCUGAUCCAGACCUCGCGCAAUCUUGCUCGCACUAUCUGGGUCAACACUAGCGAGCGAGAGGGAGAGUUAGGAAAGGAGGACCUUCUGCAAAAGCUAACCGCAAUGAACCUCAUCCUGGCCUUCGCUGUUGCGCUUAAACACAAGCUCCGUUUCGAGCCGGAUAUCGCCUAUGAAGAUCUUGCGGGCCUGGCCGGCUACCUUGACACCUUCGCCAAAGAUGCACAUGACCGCCAGCGCCUUCAGCCUCAGCGGAAGUCACUCUGGAAGUCGACAGGUGAAUACCUGGGCGUGUCCUUUGCCGAGUCGAAUCCCAGGAAGCUCAUCAAGCGAUCCACGAAGCCACUGGGCCAUCUUCCUUUGGAGAUUCUCAACCAUUUGUCGGCUUAUAUCGACAGAUGUAUCACAAACGAGACUCUCACCAUCAGCUUGCAUCAAGCACAAGCCAUCAACGGCCUGGCUGCCUUGAAUGAAGUCGUCACGGGAACUGAGCGCGUGCUCGACACCCCUCUCCCGACAGCAUACAGCAUCGCCAUCGCCCAAAUCGCCUGGCUCUACGUCAUGUCUCUACCCUUCCAACUCUACAACUCCCUCACAUGGGUGACAAUCCCAGGAUCAAUCAUCGCCGCAUACAUCAUCCUCGGUCUCGCCACUAUCGGCAGCGAAAUCGAGAACCCCUUCGGUCAGGACGUCAACGAUCUUCCUCUGGACACCUACUGCCGACAGAUUGCUUUGGAACUGGAUAUCAUCACUGCUGCCCCACCGCCUCGUGUCGAGGAUUUCACCUCCCGCGACGAGAACUUGGUGCUGUAUCCGCUCAGCAUGGACGGCUAUAAUGAGUGGAAGGACCGGAGCGUCGAGGAGAUCAGAGCUGCGCUUAGAACGAAGGCGAUCGCCAACACCCCUUCGUCUGCAUUGGGGUCGGAUGAGUCGACUGUUGUUGGAAGCAUGGACAGUAAACAAUCAGUUUAG
Messenger RNA from Aspergillus bombycis, 1479 nucleotides. RefSeq names its product UPF0187 domain membrane protein. Lineage: Eukaryota; Fungi; Ascomycota; Eurotiomycetes; Eurotiales; Aspergillaceae. The record is from RefSeq and is a predicted model, not a curated record. The coding region runs from base 1 to 1479 and encodes 492 amino acids. Gene Ontology annotation, molecular function: chloride channel activity. The transcript has 7 exons.